This is a messenger RNA of Symbiodinium natans, 1449 nucleotides long. The record is from the annotation of a GenBank genome assembly. NCBI's taxonomy places the organism in Eukaryota, Dinophyceae, Suessiales, Symbiodiniaceae.
AUGGAUGCACAGCUCGGUCCGGCAACCGUUUGCAAUUGUUUCACCAAGUGGGCACCAGCACUCGCAGCCCAAGCCACAUUUCCGUUGCUGGACAUUUUUUGCUACAAGCCCUCAUCUGAAUCUUCCGCCUGCCACGAGCCGCCUGCCAUCGACAUGAGCCAAGUGGUGCAGAAAAUCGACGCUGACGCAAAGGCCAUGGCGAUGCCUCCGGACGCCAAGCAGGAAGUCAAACCCGUGAAGGUCUCCAAGCCGCGGAUCGACUGCAUCGACGGUUGCCGCUUUGCGCUGGUCUUCCCCAUCGUGAUUGCGCAUUUUGCGAGGUUUGGCACCAACAACCUGACGGCGCUGAAGCUGCUCACGCAGGAGAAUGUGCUCGUAGGAGGCUUCUUCGUCAUCUCAGGAUACGUGUCUGCGUACACUUCUACGAAGCUUGGCGAGAGAAAGGCCGAGGACAAGAAGCUGGCCAACCCGGAGCUCUUCUUCUGGCAGAGGGUGAUGGCCUACUAUCCUCUCCACUUCGUGGUUUCCGCGAUCUUCGCCCCGAUGUUCAUCCAGGUUGAGAGGUGGUACAACACUCCGUGGACCACCAGCGCAUUCCGUGCUUUCCUGAACUUCAGCAUGCUGCAGGCCUGGUUCCCCAAGGAGGCAGAGAUCUGGAAUCAGCCAACCUGGUUCCUUUCGGCCCUGACGUUCUCGAACCUCACCAUGCCGACGCUGGUGCUUCCACAGGUGGCGCAGCUGUCCAAGAACGGCCUUCAGAAGCUGUUCGUCGCCUUGACGGGCAUCUCGCUCCUGCAGAAGGUCUCCUAUUCGGAGACCUCGCGCUUCCACAGCAGCAAGGAGCACCCGGUCAACGGCCAGGUCAUGCACCCUCUGAUCUGGAACUUGACCCGCUUCCACCCCUUCUGGGCGCUGAUCGAGAUGACCAUGGGCGUGGCGGCUGUGCGUCACGUGAUGCUGGACACGGAGGAGGACAAGAAGAAGCCGACCACGAACCCGCUUUGGAUGUUCUUGGCGGCCUACGCCUCCUUGGGUCUGCGUCUCACCAAGUUCGACUUCAAUGAUGCCAUCAUUCGCAGCGUGCUGUUCGUCCCCAUCUUCACGAAGUUCUUGACGCAGAUUCACAGGGAUGCGAUCUCCGCAAACCCCGCCCCUAUCACGCGCUUCUUCGGCUCCAAGCCGAUGGCCACGCUGGGCUCCAUCGCAUUCCCGAUGUUCAUCCUGCACGGCCCAAUUGGACAGAUCUUCUACAAGAAGAUCUUGGCUAAGAAGAUCUGGGGUGCGCCGAUGCCGACGGCCUUCUUCCCGUUCUACCUUCUGAUCUGCUUGGGUUUGAGCCACCUCACCAACGAGUAUUUCGUCAAGAACAAGAAGGUGUCAGCCAUCUCGGGCAAGGUGGCCCAAUUCCUGGGCACAUGGACUGAGGGCAUGCUGCGCGACCGCUCCUAA